ACAAAACAAGAGUAGAAUUUAAAAAAAAUGCACCUCAAAUUAUUUAUAAAAUAAUUUUUAAGUAUUUUAAAUGUAUUUAUAUAAAAAAAUAAUUUAUAAAUAAAAUGUUAACAAUAUGUGAUUUGAAUCUUGAUUGUCUUGUGCGAAUAUUCUGCUACUGCAGUCCAUCUGACUUGGUCAAUUUAUGUCGUGCCAGUUCAUUUUUCAACUCGGUCAUAAACAAUCAUAUUUAUUUUGCCAAAACACUUGAUUUACUUUUAUGUGGACAUCGAGAUGAUCCAGCUAUUUGUGAUAGAACCUUUGAUGAACUUUCAUAUCGAAGUCGUCUCUCAAUUGGAGCAAAUUGGCUCAAUGGACGCUACACUGAAACCACUUACUUUAACAGCAAUCGAAUGUGUGCUGCAAAAAUCCACUUGGACAAAGACAAUUUAUACAUAACUCACCAAAGAUAUUUGAGAAUUCAUAAACGUUUGAGAGACGAGCCAGUAAAAAGGCGAUGCACCGAAGAAAUUUGCACAAAUUCCAAAGCAGACAUUUCGGAUUUCUCAAAGAAAAACAACACUAUUUUUGCUGGGCGUGUUUAUGGCAGUGGAUUUAUUUAUGAAGAGGGCAUUGUCACCGAUGUCCGUCUGCACGAUGUUAGCGAGUAUUUGUGGUGCGUUGAUUUCAGCAACAAUCUGUUCCUGUCGAGUACGGAUAAGUGCACAAAAAUGUGGCAAAGAGCUGACCAAUUUGGUCUGCUUUAUCUAGACUUGGCUAAGGAAUACCCUGAAUCUUAUAAGACAAUGCAGUUAAAUCAAGAUGGUGAUAGAUUCUAUGGAGGCUUGUACACAGACAAAGAGAAUAGAGCGCUUAGAGAAGUUGAUAUCGAGACUGGAACUCAACGUAUUCUUAACUCUAAAACCUUCUCUAUUUAUGACCUAAAACUCAAAGAUGACAACGUAUUCUUUACCGCUAACUUCGACACAACAUUCCGAAUGUACGAUCGGCGAGUGGACGCUGACGUUGGUAUAUGGGAAGAUCAAUUCGGUUCGUCGAUCUAUUGUCUCGAGUAUGAUGGUCUCUAUGCAGUUUUGUGUGGCGUCAAACAUCAUUGUCGAGUCAAUUUGUAUGACAUUCGAAUGCCUGAGAAAUGUGUCCAAAUAUACUUUCCUUCGGCGAGAAAUGGCCGCAGUUCACCUGUUUACAGUAUAGCAUGCGAUAGUCGAUAUUUAUUCGUAGCUACCGAUCGUAAUUUGCGAGUUCUUGAUUUUAAAGCAGAUUGGGCAGCUAAUCGAGAUUAUAGGAAUUUAUUUAAAACCGUUAUUAGAGGCUAAGUCAGUGUUCACAAAACAGUGUUGGGCCUUCUUAUGUGAACACAGUAUUGUAAAUUUUCAUUUAUAUUUUACCAUUUUAAAAAUUUAUUUUGAACAAAAGUUUAAAAAGGUUUUUUAAAAUCCGUCUGGUACGGGUUUUUUUUUGUAAUUUUUCGAAUAAUGUUGAUAAGAAAAAAAAUGAAUUGAAUUUAAAGA
This is a messenger RNA of Episyrphus balteatus (marmalade hoverfly), 1511 nucleotides long. Its product is annotated as F-box/WD repeat-containing protein 4. Gene Ontology annotation, molecular function: protein binding. The record is from RefSeq and is a predicted model, not a curated record. Gene Ontology annotation, cellular component: SCF ubiquitin ligase complex. The transcript is spliced from 3 exons. The coding region runs from base 105 to 1316 and encodes 403 amino acids. Gene Ontology annotation, biological process: SCF-dependent proteasomal ubiquitin-dependent protein catabolic process. NCBI's taxonomy places the organism in Eukaryota, Metazoa, Arthropoda, Insecta, Diptera, Syrphidae.